AUAAAUAAAAUGAGUUUUAUUUUUCAUUUAAAAUAUUUUAUUUGAUAUAGUUUCAGCAUCUGUUGUAACUUCAUUUCCAACAAAAGCUCCAUUUAAUUUAUGCUGUGAUACAAGUGAACGAUAUAUAGCUGCAAGUAUUGAUAAAACCGUUUAUGUAUAUGAUAGUCGUUCAACUGAAAAACCACUUAUUGUUCGUGAAGAACACGAACCAAUUGUUAAACUUGCAUGGAGUCGAACAGGAUCAUCUCAACUUGGUUAUUGUAUUCGAGAUUCUCCAAAAUUUCUUGUUUUGUCAGUAUCAACAACUAAUAAUUAUGAAAAUGAUACUUUUGUUCAUCGAAUUCUUCAAUGUCCAAUUCAACGUUAUAGAAUUAGUUUAGCAUCAUUUGAUUGGAAUUAUUUUGAUGAACAUCGUCUUGUUUUACUUAGUGGAAAAGAAUAUUUUGAUUAUGUUAUUCCAUCAAAAUCAAAUAUUUGUUAUUCACCACGUAAUGGUCUUUUGUGGACAAAUGAUCAUGAAAUUCAUCCAUCUAUAAUUAGUCAAGAUCAAACACAAAUAUAUUCAAAAGUUCUUUUUACAUAUGAUUUAUUAAAUGUACAAAAUGAUCGAAAAACUAUUGGUGCGUCACAAGCAACACCAAAUACAGAAUUAAUUCAAAUGGAUUUAAAAACAAUGACAAAAGGAACACAAUCAACUAUUGAACAAAUACAAAGAUGGAUUAAAAGUUAA
Messenger RNA from Rotaria sordida, 730 nucleotides. The record is from the annotation of a GenBank genome assembly. Lineage: Eukaryota; Metazoa; Rotifera; Eurotatoria; Philodinida; Philodinidae.